AUGCCCACUCGAAACUUCCUAUGGAAUGCAGCUAAAAAGUAUUUCACCGCCGGUCUAAUCGGCCUCACGAUUUCCGAUCGAUAUGCAAGCUUCAUGGCGGUUCGCGGCUCAUCAAUGUCUCCCACUCUGAAUCCUCACGCCGGAGCCUCCGCCGGAUUCGCGUUCGAUGACUAUGUAUUGGUUGAGAAAUUGUGCCUUGCCAAAUACAAGUUCGCGCGGGGAGACGUCGUCGUUUUUCGUUCCCCGAUUAAUUAUAAGGAGAAAAAUGUGAAAAGAAUUGCUGCCUUGCCCGGUGACUGGAUCUAUCUCCCGUCACAGGACAAUUUGAGGGUUCCGGAAGGGCAUUGUUGGGUCGUGGGAGAUAAUGCAGAUUCUAGCAUGGACUCAAGGUCAUUUGGUCCGAUUCCUGUUGGCCUGAUAUGCGGACGAGUCACCCAUGUUGUGUGGCCGCCUCAAAGGAUUGGUGGGGUGAAUAGUAAAAUCAGCAUAUUGCCUGAAAUGCAAGUGAAGUGUGCGAUGGGAAGGUUGUUUUUGAUCUAUUUGGAAGGAGACAAGUACUCCUGCAAGCACUGCCAAUCGCAUCUCGCUCUAGCUGAUGAUAUUGUUUCCAAGUCCUUCCACUGCAGGCAUGGGAAGGCUUAUCUCAUUGAUAAAGUUGUGAAUGUUACUACUGGGGCUAAAGAAGAGCGAUUGAUGAUGACUGGAAUGCACACUGUGGUUGAUAUAUUCUGUGUGAGCUGUGGCUCGAUUGUCGGAUGGAAAUAUGUAGCUGCUCAUGAGAAGACCCAAAAAUACAAAGUUGGAAAAUAUAUCUUAGAGAGGUUUAAAGUGUUGGGCCCAGAUGGAAGCAGCUACUCAAUAAGUCAAGAGGGCCAAAUGACUGGAAGUGACACCGAAGAUGGUUUCUGA
This is a messenger RNA of Striga hermonthica, 909 nucleotides long. The record is from the annotation of a GenBank genome assembly. NCBI's taxonomy places the organism in Eukaryota, Viridiplantae, Streptophyta, Magnoliopsida, Lamiales, Orobanchaceae.